Molecule: messenger RNA, 545 nt
Organism: Stegodyphus dumicola
Lineage: Eukaryota; Metazoa; Arthropoda; Arachnida; Araneae; Eresidae
Gene: hoip
Product: NHP2-like protein 1 hoip
Biological process (GO): ribosome biogenesis
Cellular component (GO): nucleolus; ribonucleoprotein complex
Molecular function (GO): RNA binding
Source: RefSeq, a predicted model, not a curated record
UGUAUUUCUUGGCAUCAGAGAGAAAUAUUCCGCCAUCAUUGAAUUAAAGCGUGUUUAUCGGCGGAAAACGUGCUGGAGAGAGCAAGAUGACUGAAGAAGUAAACCCCAAAGCUUAUCCAUUGGCUGAUGCCACCUUAACAACAAAAAUUCUGAACUUGGUACAGCAAACUGCAAAUUAUAAGCAACUCAAAAAAGGAGCAAAUGAAGCAACCAAAACAUUAAAUAGGGGUCUAGCUGAAGUAAUUGUUAUGGCUGCUGAUGCAAAACCAUUAGAAAUUCUUUUGCAUUUGCCUCUGCUUUGUGAAGAUAAGAAUGUGCCUUAUGUGUUUGUGAAAUCAAAACAUGCUCUUGGUAGAGCUUGUGGAGUAUCUAGACCUGUGAUAGCUUGUUCCAUUACAGCCAAUGAAGGUUCACAAUUAAAACCUCAGAUUCAAGCGCUACAACAGGAAAUUGAAAAACUUCUGGUGUGAUUCUGGUGCAUUGUAUCAUAUUCAUUCUCAGCAUCAUAUUGUAUAUUUGUCUGCAUUAAAUUUUUAUUAAGUACA